Molecule: messenger RNA, 1800 nt
Organism: Sycon ciliatum
Lineage: Eukaryota; Metazoa; Porifera; Calcarea; Leucosolenida; Sycettidae
Product: sulfotransferase 1C2-like
Exons: 1
Coding region: 226-1185 (319 amino acids)
Biological process (GO): sulfation
Cellular component (GO): cytoplasm
Molecular function (GO): sulfotransferase activity
Source: RefSeq, a predicted model, not a curated record
CUGUAGCCAGUGUAGGCUGGGUUUUUGCCACACCACUACUUGUAGGUCGAGUGUAGAAUUCUUCUACGCUCGAGAGCAGAACGAGAAAGGUUGCGAAGAAGGCACUUGAAGCAAAGUACCGACCCAACCCAGAGUGAGGCAGAUAAGCUAGAGAUCAUCAGUCCCGGCGAGCGACCAAAGGCAAAGGUUGGUUACUUGUGUUCUGGACCGCUUCGUGUGAAUGCAAUGGAUCCACCGGAGCAGUUGGAAAAGGAGUUAGCGGCGUUGGACGCUUUUCGAGAGCUGAUGAAAAAGCUGGGCCCACCUGCAUCAAUGGAGCAGAUAGCGAAGAUGAAAGUGGAGAAGGCUGAUAUCUUCAUAUGCACGCCUCCCAAAGCUGGCACAACAUGGAUGCAGCAGAUUUGCCAUCAGCUGCGCAGCGGUGGAGAUAUGGAGUUUGAAGAGAUCAGCGAAAAUAUUCCAUUCAUCGAGCACGCCUACGACGAGGGGAUAGAUCUUGAUGCGGACCAACGCUUCAAGCCCCGCAUGUUCAAGACUCAUCUGUGUGAAGCGCUCACACCAAAGGGUGCACGCUACAUCGUUGUGACUCGACAUCCGUACGACAUGGCCGUCUCCUCAUUUAAAUUCAUGGAAGGAUGGAUGUUUGAAGCAGGCACCAUCUCGUUGGACACAUUUAUCACCGAACACCUGGUGAAGUUGCCUGCCCCGAGGGGGCGAAAUCGUCAUAUAGCAUCUUGGUGGCCACGUCAUGCCGAUGCCGAUGUGCUGUGGGUGUUCUACGAGGACAUGAAAGAAGAUUUGCAGACACAAGUGGAGCGUGUGGCCACCUUCAUGGGCAUCACGGACCCAGCUGUUAUCUCACAAGCCGUUCACAAAUCAACGUUCGCCUUCAUGAAGGAGCACGAGGAGCAGUUCAGUGAAAUCCCUAUGAAACGCAAGCGUAAUGUCGAGCUGGGGUUGAGACCGGAUGCUGGCUCUGGACAAGGGAAAGUCCGAGUUGGUGGCGGUGAACGGCAUUUAUUGAGUGAGAGAUCGAAGGCAGCGCUUGAUGAAUCGUGGCGCAACAUCUGCCAGCCGGUAUUGGGGGCAGCCACCUUUGUUGAGUGGAGGGCAGCAUGGAAAAGCGAGCAGGAGGCAACGCACACCCAGAGCCCUGAGAAAGACAGGGAAGACUGCUUAUGCUAAACUGUCGUGUCACAGCAUUGUAUUGGGGAGUUUACAGCCCGCCCUGUCAUUUUUCCAUUCCUUUGUUCUUUCUGUCUAUCUGUCUGCUUCCAUUGUGUACUAGCUCCAGUGCACCCCAGCACUGUUGAGCCCUCUUUGCGGUGGACUUGACCACCCCCCCCCCCCCCCCUGUUCUAUCCAUUUACAUGCUUGUAUCUAUUUGUAUCUACUCAAUCUGCGGACAGCAUGCUGUUUCGUUCUUUGUGAACUCAUUAGCGCAGCACAGAGGAAAUGAGCCCGAACCUGGUAGCAAUGAAAAUAACAAAAUUCCAAUCAGGCCCGAACUUACCUUGCCAGAGUGCUCAAGCUGACAAGUCAGUGAGCUUUGCGUAAUGCAAACAGCAAAGGCACUACCCCACACGAGAGUGCUCAACUAUUUGUCUCCAUUUACCCAAUGCUGUAGACAGCAAGCUGUUUCGGUCAUAAAGGCCUCAUCAGUACAGCUACGAGCUAAGCAGGCCGAGCUACCAGCCAUGGUGCAAAGGAGGCACCACAGACAUUCAGAUAGCUCGUCGCCGGCUCUAGCGCCAGAGUGCUCAAGCUACAAAAAGUAUCUAUUUACUAAUCGUGUUUUUA